CUUCCCUUCUCUCUCUUGGAGGAAAAGAAAAGAGAGAAAAAGAAAGAGACCGGAAAGAAGAACGAUCCCCUCCUAAUCUCUCUCCCUCCCUCUGGGCACGGAUCAGUGAACGGUGAUGGCAAAUGAUAAGUUGAAACAUGAACGAGAGCCCCUUGGCUCUACUUCACCAUUACAAAGGAUCAAAGAAAGUGAAAUCUCGGUUCAAAGUAAUGAACCUAAUGAUGUGUCUAACUUCGUGGGGAACCUUAGUAAUAGUAGUGCUGCUGGAGCUGAUGAUAUAACCAUUCCAAGUAUGACGAUGCCGUUUUCACUUUUUCCUUUUGAAGACAUUGAUGGAACGAAUAACCCUUAUGCCAUGGAAAUGCCGCUGACUGAUAUUAAUUGGAUGACUGAUCUCACUCUACCAUUCAGCAACCCUCAGGAUCCAAUGUUUGACUAUGAUUCUGUAUAUGGGAAGGGUAGAAAACCGGUCCAACAUAGGUCAGAUUCAAAUUUUAUCGGUUUGGAUGUGAAGCAAACUCAUCGUCCUCUUGAUUAUUCAAUGCCUCCUGCUAAAGUGGUCAGUGCUAUGUUUGAUGCGGACGUUAAACCUCCUGUUGACAGGAAAUUAGUAACUGCUAAUGGAAACUUUGCUGCAGCCUUAUAUGGUAUACAUCAGAAUGAAGAACUAAAUAGAAAUAUAGGCAGGCCUCAGCUAUUUAGAAAUUUCAUAAGCGAUGGAGUUAGCACCCCUGUGGCAGGCCAUACCAUAGAUGGCUUAGGCAUGGCAAAAAAUAACAAUUUCAUGACAACCAAAGUUCAAGAGGAUUGCCCAGAAAACCUUGAUGUGAGUUUCCUAACCCUGGGGUUUGAGCGGAAGACUGAGGAUUUAUCUAAAUCUAAUAGAUCAGAAACAAAUGUUGCUAAUAAUUUUGGAAGGGAUGCCCUUCCUCAACCAAAUACUUUCUAUAGUCGAAAAGAAGAAAGAAAUUUCUUCAAUCCCUCUGAUGUAGCUGGUGGUUUGCCUUGUCAUCAGAACACUGCCGGUGGAUUCAACGGGCUGACAAACAACAUGCCACAAGAUGACAGCCAACAUCAUUUUGUUAUGCCGGGAAACAGGAAUGUUGCUCUUGGAGUUGAAGGGAACUGGGAUACAAGAUCUGCAUAUAUUGAUCCUAGUAACUGUUUUCAGGGUUACCCAGAUGUAUCUUUAAUUCCUGUUGGUAGCAGCUCCGGGCUCCCUGAUUCUGGAGAGAGCAGAGCAUAUGGUUUGCCAUCAUUUUCUUUUUCGAGUACAAGUACUUGUCCACCUGCAUUGGAAACUUCUAGAAACCUCAUUGCUGAUCCUGGCAUGGUUUUUCCUCCUAUUGGUGCCACAACAAGCACUUCCCUGCACGAUCAGUUUGGGAAGCCUUUCGCAACUAAUGAGGUUAUUGCUGUAGAAGUUGCUGAAAGAGGCGAUGUUCCUGGGAAAUUCAGGUUUAGCCAGCUACCUAGUAAUUAUUGUCAACCUCAUGUCGUCGGUGCUGUUCAGCCAUCUACAAACCUUUCUAGAUCCAUGAUGACUGGUGAAGAGUUUUUAGUUACCAAAUGUAAUAGAACUGCACAAGGUUCUAGUGCUUUUGUUGGAACACAUCUUAAGAGGGUUGCUGAACAACCGCAAGCGGUGACUGCCAGAGCUCAACUGUUAAAGAGAAGAAGAGCUCAAUCUUCUGUCGAUCCAUCUGCUCCAAUGUUGUCCCUAAAUGUUUCAACUGUCCCAAAUUCAUCCAAGGCCUCUUCUUUCACAGUCCCAGAUCCUACAGCUCCAUCCCUCCCAUGGGAAGCGAAAAGUACUACAUCACUCUCACCCCUAUUGCAGAUUUCUCACACUCUCCCAGCCCAAGGAAGAAGUACUCCAUUAUUUCCACCCCUGUCACAGACUACGUUUGCCCUCCCAACCCCAGUCAGACGUACUGCAGUACUCCCAGCCUUAUCCCAGAUUGCUUCCUCUCUGCCAUCCCGAGUGAAAACUACUAAAUUGCAUCCGCCUCUAUCCUUGACUGCUCCAUGUCUCAGACCCAAAGCCAAAACUACUACAUCGCACCCGGCCCUAUCCCAGAAUGCUCCAUCUUUCCUACCUCUACCCCAAAUUGCUCCUCGACUCGCAUCACACCCGACCCAGUCCUGGAAUGCUCCCUCUCUCCGACCCCAGGUCCGAAUUGUACCCCCACUCCCAUCCCAACCUUGGGCUGCUCCACCAGUCCCACAGAUAUCUCAGAAUGCUUCACCACUCCCACCAAAAUCUCAGUCUGCUUCAUCACUCUCUCCCCAGACUGCUCAACCUCCCCUUCCACCACCCCAGAUUGCUCCCUCUCUCCUACCCAAACGCCAGACUGGUCCACCUUCCCCACCCCAACCCCAGACUGCUGCACCCCCUCUUCCACCACAAUCCCGGACUGCUUCAGCUGUACAUAUAAAAUGGAAAGGUUUUGGUCAAACUCAACCAAGUGGGCACAAGUGUUUGAUAUGCAAGAGGGAUCUUUCCUUCACACCUGAAGGCCCUGUUUCCAUACCAACUAUUCAACCAGUUGUUGCUGUUCUACCGUGUGGCCACACAUUUCAUGACCACUGCUUGCAGCUCAUCACCCCUGAAGACCAAGCUAAAAGUCCUCCGUGCAUUCCUUGUGCCAUCGGUGACAGUUGAUUCCUUGUGCCGUUGGUGAGAGUUGACUCGUGCCCUGGGAGAGUGUUGAUGCGAGUCUUGGUUCAUAACAUGUUGAAUCCUCCAUGCCUUGUGGCACUAGUCAUGAGAAAUUCCUCUUCUAAAUUUUGUUCGAAUCAGUCGGAAGUAGGGGAAAGAUUGGUUGUGACAAUUUCAGACCUGCUUUAUCUUUUCAUUAAGGCUCAUAAGGUGAUUUGGUGCAUAAGUAUAUAUAGCUCAUUAAGAAUUGUAUAGGCGAGUAACCCUUUCGUUAGUAUGAUGUGUACUUUUGAAUUAUAUCAGCUCAAUUUCCGGCCCUUGAGUUCUACCUCUUAUCA
Molecule: messenger RNA, 3000 nt
Organism: Malus domestica (apple)
Lineage: Eukaryota; Viridiplantae; Streptophyta; Magnoliopsida; Rosales; Rosaceae
Source: RefSeq, a predicted model, not a curated record